CGCGCUCAUUGGUCCGGCGGCGCGGUGGGCGGGGCGGCACUCGGUGGUUCCUGAGCUGCUGUUCACGGUACUCAGCUUCCGCGCUUCUGCUAGUCGGUCGCGCAUCCUGAAGUCGAGCUGUACACCGACCGUCUGCCUACCUGCCCGCCUGACCAGCUCUAGGGUCUUGGAUAUGGACUUUCUGCAGUUCCUGGCCUUCCUCUCUGUCCUGCUUCUGUCUGGAACAGGAGUCACAGGUACUCUGAGGACCUCCCUGGACCCGAGCCUGGAGAUCUACAAGAAGAUGUUUGAGGUGAAGCGACGAGAGCAGUUGUUGGCACUGAAAAAUCUAGCACAGCUGAAUGAUGUCUACCAGCAGUACAAGAUCCUUGAUGUGAUGCUCAGGGGGCUCUUUAAGGUGCUGGAGGACUCCCGGACAGUGCUCAUUGCUGCAGAUGUGCUCCCAGAUGGCCCCUUCCCCCAGGACGAGAAACUGAAAGAUGCUUUCUCCCAAGUGGUGGAGAACACGGCCUUCUUCGGUGAUGUGGUGCUGCGCUUCCCAAAGAUUGUGCACCACUACUUUGACCACAACUCCAACUGGAACCUUCUCAUCCGCUGGGGCAUCAGCUUCUGCAACCAGUCGGGCGUCUUUGACCAGGGGCCCCACUCGCCCAUCCUCAGCCUGAUGGCCCAGGAGCUGGGGAUCAGCGAGAAAGACUCUGACUUCCAGAACCCAUUUAAAGUAGACCGCACAGAGUUCAUCUCCAGCACUGACCCUUUCCAGAAGGCCCUGAGAGAAGAGGAGAAACGCCGGAAGAAAGAGGAGAAGAGGAAAGAGAUCCGAAAAGGCCCACGGAUCUCGAGAUCCCAGUCUGAGUUAUAGCCCUGGAGCAGCCCAAGGUUCAAGGGGCCAGUCAGGAGGAAGAGGAGAAUGCUGUGGCAUCAACUGGUGGUGAGAGCUGGCCACUGUGAGAGGAGAGGUCGAGUUUACUCGGCCCCUGAAGCCGGCUCUGAGCCCCAGCUGAAGGGACUAGGCUGAAGAGGGCUGGAUUUCCUCCCAGGGAUCUGUCUCGAGGGGUGCCAAGGGAGCUUUCAGAGGGCGCUAUGCUGCAGACCUAACCCUGUGGAGAUGUUGGAAGCAGGAGGGAUCCUGGGCUGGACUCUCCUGGUGGGUUAGGACCACUGGCCAGCUAGCUGCUGCCCUGUGUGGGGAGGCAGCAGAACUGGGGUCUGAGCUGUGUGUGGAGGUGUCCUGCCUGCUGCCGGCCUCUGUGUGUUGCUGAGUUGCCCGCACAGGUUCUAGCCCCCUACAGAGACACAAUAAAAGCCAGCAAACCCUCUGGGCUAACCGAGGCUGGUUUGGGCCGCAGGGAGCUGUGAGCCCCUUCAUGGAGCAGGUCGGAGGGGCCUGGGUGGGGGGAUCAGGGGCUCUCAGAUGUACAGACCAGUUUAGAGGAUGUUCCUUCCUCAUCAGGAUGAGCCUCAGGCCCUGGCAGUGAAGCAGGGACUUGGCUUUGGCCUCCUGUUUCCUUCUCAGUACUGUCCUUGACAACGGGUCAGUGUUGGGAAGGGACCAAGGUUUCCUGGGAGAGUAUUUAGCCCAAGACAGCCAUGGAGCAACAUAAUCUCUGUCCUCAGAUAUCCAGGGACAGUCAUUGAGCAGGUGCAGGAAGAAUUGACUUGUUCUCUCUGGCAGUGCUGGGCGACCCUCGGUCUGUGGGUAGGGGCUGUUCAGGGACAGGCUGCAGUUCUGCAGAAGGCUGUGUUUUGUGAUGGUAGGGCUGCCCUCAGCUGGGCUGGUCAGACAGCAAGCUCCCUGUGUCAGGAGGUGUGCAACCCACGACCAGGGCAGUGGGCAGCUGCCCUUUAGUCAUGUCCCUCCCAGGCACAGAGGGAGGAGCUCUAGUAGGAAUUCUAGCUCUGUCUCUUUGACUUUGCCAGUCAGGGUCUGCCUCUGAAAAGGGGAGACAUGCAACUAUCCCCAGCCCCCCACCACUGACAGAGCCCAAGGGAGACCUAGAGUCUUAUCUCAGCCCAUCAGACUUGCUGAGUGGCUCUGGCCCACCCCUUCCCUGUGCUGUGGCUUCAUUGGCAUAAUGAAUUUGAUGAUGUCUGAACCCCUCUGCUAAGCCCUAAACUGUUUCUCUGAGGUUGGGCCUGGCUUCUCAGUGACAAGUGCCCUUCUCUGGUGGUUCUUUGUUCAUCCUAUAUAUUUGCUGGGCACCCCCUGUAUGCACAGCGAAGAGAGGGGCCUGAUCUUACUUGUCUUCAUCUCUGCCGCAUCUAGCGCCUCUGUCCUCCUGGGUUCUUCCUUCUACACCUACACCUCUCUCCAUCUUGAUCCCUUCCUUUCACCCUUAAAUCGGUGUAAACUUAAAAGUUUUCCCAUCUGACACCUUCAAAGAUACAAACAGAACCACUCUGCUCUCCUCCCAGGGCAGGUCCAGCUGGGCGCCGUGGGAACAGCUGCAGAGUGGGAGGCACUGUGCCCACUUUCCUGCUCUCCUGGUACUCAACCCUAUAGAGGGUUACUGAGACUCUGGGGUGGGAAGACAUUAGACCCAAGUGAAAGUGAGCCAUAUGGUAUGCCAGCAGAUAGUCACCCCCACAGUGAGGGGGGCCCUGGGAGAGCCCCUGAAUGGUGCUGUUGAAGGUGGCACUGUCCAGCUCAGUGCCUGGUCCAGAGCAGGGCAGUAGGGUUUGGCUUUUUGUUUCAGGGUGAGACUAGUAUAAUCUAUAGCUACUCCCCUGCAUGUAAACAAGAAGACAUUCUUGUCUUUUUUUCCCUCAAAAUAAGGUACUUUAUUUAUUGUGUUAUACAUCUUCACUAUAAACGUAUUUAAACAAUACUGAAAUACCAGGAAGAAAGGAAAAUUCAUCCUAAAUCCCACCACUCCCAUAACCAUAACUUGACACUCAGCUGUUCCAUCCUUUUUGUCCUUCGUGUGACACACAGAUCCCUAUUUUUUCAAUUACAAUAGCUACCUUGUACUAACUGUGCAUCAGGCCUUAUCCCAAGUGUUGGCUUGCAUCAGCUCCUGCCUCAGGGCCUUUGUGUCGUCUGUUCUGCUGGCUAUACAAGACACAGUUCUCACCUGAUAAUUUUAGGUUUCAUCUUGAAUAUCAAUGUCUGAUUUCUUCACCGGACUGGAAGCUCUUAGAGGGCAGGAACUCUUUCCCUGCCACAGAGAUAUUCAAUAAAUACUGUCAAAUAAAUGUGCAAAUGACCUCUCAAUCUUCACAACUAUGAGGGGCACUAUUCCCCCCAUUUUAGAGGUAAGAAGACUGUGGUUCAGACCAGUUACUUAACCAGCAGAGUCACACCGUGCCUAAGAGGAUCCACAUGUCUGCUUCCACACAGCCUGUGAACAUUUAAGUCUUGACUACCAAGCAACAGCUGCCUCUCACAGACUAGAAGAAAACACUUUCCCUUUUAACAAUAUAAUUGUGAAAUUGUUUGCCAACAGAUACACAUUUCUGUAUGUAAUGUUUAAUGCCAUGGUAUUCCAUUGUGUGGAGGUAAUUUAUUCAUUGGGUCCUUAUUUGGCUUCCCAGUUUUUCCCAGUGACACUGGACUUUGUGAUGAACGUUUUUAAACACCA
Messenger RNA from Vicugna pacos (alpaca), 3581 nucleotides. It is a transcript of the gene CCDC134, whose product is annotated as coiled-coil domain containing 134. NCBI's taxonomy places the organism in Eukaryota, Metazoa, Chordata, Mammalia, Artiodactyla, Camelidae. The record is from RefSeq and is a predicted model, not a curated record.